Messenger RNA from Pecten maximus, 1443 nucleotides. RefSeq lists its product as uncharacterized. The record is from RefSeq and is a predicted model, not a curated record. The transcript has 2 exons. Bases 548 to 946 code for a protein of 132 amino acids. Lineage: Eukaryota; Metazoa; Mollusca; Bivalvia; Pectinida; Pectinidae.
UCUAAAACUAGAUACAUUUUGUAAUUUAAUUCUUCUAAAUGUUGAUAUCAUAAUUGAUAAGAUACUACAUAAUAAUUUCUUGAGAAAAAUUAAAAUUGGCAUUUUGAGGAAUUAAAAACAGAUAAUCAUGAGGGUGUGAAAUAAUCAAACAUUAAUUAAACAAAGGACAGGUAUCAGAUUCACAGGUAGUUAAUCACUCGUUAGACAAACACCUGUGACUAGUAAGGCUUCACUAAUCACUCUACUUGACCACUGCCUUUUGAUCUAUCUGUAUUUUAACAACACCUUGUACCACUACAAAGGGGUUAAGUGAUAAUGGGUAUAGGUGGCUUCCUCUUUGUGCUCUAUACAAGGUAAUUAUAAUUAAGUAGGCCCUUUGAUCAUCUCCCCCUACUGUCCUCAGAAAGUGAGGUAUGGAGAACUCGGAGUCGCUCGAAGCUACUCAAAUUAAAAUUCGAACAUGAUAAAAGCAGGUGAAUUUUCUGGAAACUAACCAAAUCAGAUUUGCUAUCGUAAUCUAAACAACACUUGAGACUAAUCAUUGAUCAUGGACCACAAGGAGAUUGCUGGCCUGGCCCUAGAACUACAGUCACUGUUGAUUGCCCAUGAUAAGGCAUUCACACAGGUCCAACUUAUAGAUAACAAGCUCAGUGACCUGACUGCUAAGUUAUUUUCUGCCCAUGUUGAGGGACACCAGGGCCUCAGACUACACCUACUCAACAGGAAGUCUGUCAUUGAGGGAGUGCGACAUGCCUUUCAUCAGUACCGUGUCGCUAAGUGGAACCAGAUUCGUCUGUUAUCUAGUCUGAUCCUGGAGACCUUCGUAGUAGAUGAUUCCACAUUUCCCCUCCCUCCACAUCCAGACUACACACAUCAGCAGACCGAGGAAGAUGACCUGGCAACUACCCUUACUAUUGGUUAUUCUGUGUGUUCUAGGACCCUGUGAUUUCAUAGAUAAUUGAUUCUUGUGGCAGUGAUUGAGGUGGAUGAAUCAUCAAUCGUGUUGCUGAUUUUACAUCAUUGAGGCCAGAGAAGGACAGAAUAGAAUUGGCUAUGCACUUUAGUUCUUGGUAGCUAUAUGCACCAUUGUCUCUAAUGUAUACUUAGACUAGUGCUUUAGUACAUUGUUGUUACGGAAACACUUGUGUCAAAUACUCUGUAAUAGUCACUCUUGAAACUGUUAUUAAACCUAUCAAAAUUUAUAUUAUUGGUCUUGUUUUGUUUUUUUCCACAAAGAAUGUUGUCAAAUGACAAUAUCAAAUAUCAGUACCAGAUUAUUUUUCCUAUGUGUAUGAUACAUUGAUGGUUCAACAUUGACAAAUCACAUUGGCUUAACAGUGUUGCUGACAAUUCACAAUUUAAUCUAAUUUAAGACAUUGACUAAAAAGUAGGUGUAAAUAACUUUCAAAACAAGGACUUAAGUCAUAAAUUGAGAAAGUAUAA